CGGCACCCCUCGACAGACGGGCUUUUUUUCCCUGCUCAUGCGGUGAUGACUUUAGACUCCAUGAUGGCUUGUUGCCUGAGUGAGGAGGCGAAGGAGUCCAAACGAAUCAACGCUGAGAUCGAGAAGCAACUCCGACGAGACAAGAGAGACGCAAGAAGGGAGCUGAAGCUGCUCCUGCUGGGUACUGGAGAGAGUGGAAAGAGCACUUUCAUCAAGCAAAUGAGAAUAAUCCAUGGCUCAGGAUACACAGAUGAGGACAAGAAGGGCUUCACCAAACUGGUCUACCAGAACAUCUUCACCUCAAUGCAGGCUAUGAUCCGUGCAACUGAGACCCUCAAGAUCCCCUACAAGUACGAACAGAACAAGAACAAUGCCCUGCUGGUGCGUGAGGUGGACGUGGAGAAAGUUGCAUCAUUUGAUCAGCCAUACGUUAGCGCGAUAAAGAUGCUGUGGGCCGACCCUGGCAUCCAGGAGGCGUACGAUCGCAGGAGAGAGUACCAGCUCUCUGACUCAACCAAAUAUUACCUUAGAGAUUUAGAACGAAUAGCAACACCAGGGUAUGUGCCCACUCAGCAAGAUGUGCUGCGGGUUCGAGUGCCCACCACUGGCAUCAUUGAAUACCCAUUUGACCUGGAGAAUAUUAUAUUCAGGAUGGUGGAUGUUGGAGGUCAGAGGUCAGAGAGGAGGAAGUGGAUCCACUGCUUUGAGAACGUCACCUCCAUCAUGUUUUUGGUGGCUCUCAGUGAAUAUGACCAGGUCCUGGUAGAGUCAGACAACGAGAAUCGCAUGGAGGAGAGUAAAGCUCUGUUCAGGACCAUCAUCACAUAUCCCUGGUUCCAGAACUCCUCUGUGAUCCUGUUCCUUAACAAGAAGGACCUGCUGGAAGAGAAGAUCAUGUAUUCUCACCUGGUUGACUACUUCCCAGAGUUUGAUGGUCCUCAGCGGGAUGCACAGGCAGGUCGGGAGUUCAUCUUGAAGAUGUUUGUGGACUUGAACCCAGAUAGUGACAAGAUAAUCUACUCCCAUUUCACGUGCGCCACCGACACGGAGAACAUCCGUUUUGUCUUUGCGGCCGUCAAAGACACCAUCCUGCAGCUCAACCUCAAAGAAUACAACCUGGUGUGAAGGAGAAUUGGAAAGACAGAGGGUUAGAAAGUGCAAGCAAGCCACCUACAGCCCCACACUCAGUGCAGUGUCCACAUCUGCAUGAAAUGUACUCAAAGAGAUGAGCAUUGCUUUGUACUUUACCAGACCAAUACUAUCUGUAUUUUGCCCCUUUUCUUCACUCAGAUCCUUUUUUUUUGCUCAGUUUUUAAGGACUCUGUUCUGUGGUUUUAUUAAUUGCUCCUCUUGCACAAUCACGCAAUCACACAUUCAAAUAUAACACUCCCUCUAUAUGUCCUCUCUUUGGAGGUUAUUCGCUACCCCGGCACUCCCCUUUUGGCCCUUGCCGUGGCUCACAUUUUUCUUUCUCUACACUACAGUCUUUCUUGUGCUCGUGUGUCCAAGGUGGGUAGAGGGCCAUUUCUGGUUAGACUAACCUUUUACAGACAAAGGGCUCUCUCCCGUAGUUAUUUAACCCAUGCAUGCUAUACACUACAUCCUGAGGGCUUGAGGCCAGGUGGCUCACACUGGACUCUGCUCAUCUGCAGAGGGUGACGAAAUAUGAUGAUAGAAGCAUAUAAUCAGUCAGUGCUGGGGUGCAUGGAGGUACUUGGUUCCCCUGGGUUUUGAAUUGUUUUAACUUUCUUUAUUGGGGUGGGUGGGGUGUUACCUGCCCUAAAUGAGAGCACAGGAGCUCUGUUGAAUGUAAAUAAAGAUUUCAUGCUGCUCACACAGAGUGAGGGUGACACAGAGAUGCCUGUGUUCUCUUUUGACUUAAAAUAUUUUCAUCUAUAUUAACUUCAUUCUUAUAUUAAUACUGCUCUUGUUCGCUAAUUAAAUUGAUCAGAGGACUACUCAAAGGACUGAAACCCUUCAGAAAUGAUCACGUUGUGUUCCUUAUGCAGUGCUCCUCAUUUUACAGCAAGAAAACACUACCAGUAUUUAUGUACUGUACAUCAGCUCCCCUGUAAUUCUUUCACAUUGCCAAAUUAAAACCGCCUAAAAUUUUCUGUAAAUACAGCUACAUUGCCAGUAUAAUUUUUAAUCCCUUAAAUGGUUCAGAUACUAAGGAACAUAUUUGGGAGCUGAUUUUUAUUUUUUUUUUGCCAAAAAAAAAAAUAAAAAAAAUAAAGUGAAAGUUUUCUCUCAUGUUGGCUCAUUCAAGAUGUUAACAGCAUAACACCUUACUUUGUGUGGCAUUUCUUUGUUGUCUCAAUCACAUGUGUAACAGUACUGUGAUUUUUAUUUUUGUGAGAAUAACUUUCUUGUGCACAGUGUGUGAAUGAUGGCAUCAGAUUAAUCUGGUGCAGUAGGCAGUCUUGGAUGAAAUAAAGCUUUUGCGCUGCCAGUUUGCUAUAGUCACAACUUUGGUUAUGAUCGUCCAAAUAGCUUUUUCCCCUCUCUCUGUAAUCGCCUUCAUUUUUGCCAUAUUCAGCCAACAUUUGAUAAAACGGUCACAGAUCAUAAGAGUAAAUAGUGUUUUUUUUUUUUUUUUGUUUUUUUGAUGUCUAAUUUAUCAAUCAGAUCUACUUGUUGAUACAGUUAAUGAGACUUCCUUCCUGGUUUCAACUCAGUUUGUUUUUUUUGUUCUCCAAUGUCAAAGUUGGGAGGAGAUUUUAUACUGCUGUAAAAUAUCAAAA
This is a messenger RNA of Archocentrus centrarchus (flier cichlid), 2744 nucleotides long. Its product is annotated as guanine nucleotide-binding protein subunit alpha-11. Gene Ontology annotation, cellular component: cytoplasm; heterotrimeric G-protein complex. The transcript has 7 exons. Gene Ontology annotation, biological process: adenylate cyclase-modulating G protein-coupled receptor signaling pathway. The record is from RefSeq and is a predicted model, not a curated record. The coding region runs from base 46 to 1125 and encodes 359 amino acids. Gene Ontology annotation, molecular function: GTPase activator activity; guanyl nucleotide binding; G protein-coupled receptor binding. Lineage: Eukaryota; Metazoa; Chordata; Actinopteri; Cichliformes; Cichlidae.